Molecule: messenger RNA, 1831 nt
Organism: Cylas formicarius (sweet potato weevil)
Lineage: Eukaryota; Metazoa; Arthropoda; Insecta; Coleoptera; Brentidae
Gene: DCP2
Product: m7GpppN-mRNA hydrolase
Exons: 3
Coding region: 157-1149 (330 amino acids)
Biological process (GO): nuclear-transcribed mRNA catabolic process, nonsense-mediated decay; deadenylation-dependent decapping of nuclear-transcribed mRNA
Cellular component (GO): cytoplasm; P-body
Molecular function (GO): RNA binding; manganese ion binding; 5'-(N(7)-methylguanosine 5'-triphospho)-[mRNA] hydrolase activity
Source: RefSeq, a predicted model, not a curated record
ACAUAAACACGUGAUCCACGAUAGAAACAUACAAAAUGUCGGACUCCAAUGUGGUUAGCGUCAAUCGUCUCCAAAAACAAAAGUUAAGAAACAAAACGUAGCCAUUUGACUAAAUUUUUGAUUUUCAAGUAAAUAGUUGCAUUCUGUGUUAAAGUCAUGGAUGAAGAAGAUAUCGAAUUAAGAACGGUGGAGCACUCGAUCCCUAUUGAUAUUCUGAACGAUCUUCUAACGAGGUUUCUUAUUUUCGUCCCGGAAUCGGCAAAGCAGAAUUUGAUUCGCAUUUGUUUCCAAAUUGAAAUGGCGCAUUGGUUUUAUUUGGAUUUUUAUGUCGGUAAAGAUCAGCGUCUAAAAGCUUGCAGUAUUUACGAGUUUGCAGCUCAUGUCUUUCAGCAUAUUCCCGGUUUGAAAAGUGAAAGUCAUAAGCUGACUCAAAUCCUCAAUGAAUGGAAGGAGUACAAGCAGAGCGUUCCUACUUAUGGGGCUAUAAUUUUAUCGGAAGGCUUGACCCAUGUGCUGUUGGUUCAGAGCUACUGGGCCAAAUCUUCGUGGGGCUUUCCAAAGGGUAAGGUUAAUGAAGAAGAAGAUCCCGUCCAUUGUGCCAUUCGAGAGGUGUUGGAAGAAACCGGGUUUGACAUUAGUCCGUUCAUUAAUCCAGAGGAGUACUUAGAGUCAAUUGUAAACGACCAACUUGUCCGGCUGUAUAUUAUUAAAAAUAUACCCUUAAAUACGGAAUUUAAACCGAAAACGCGGUGCGAAAUUAAAUCGUGCACAUGGUUCGCCAUUUCCGAUUUGCCGAUCAACAAGAAAGACACAACGCCGAAAACGAAAAUCGGCGUUAGUCCUAAUUCGUUUUUUAUGGUUUUACCGUUUAUCAAAAGGCUCAAGCAAAUUUGCAGUGGGACUACUCGCCGAUACCGAAAGAAAUCGAGCAGCUUGAGCGAAUCCGAAAACAGCGCCCAGAAGUUCAUCAAAUCCCGGAGCAACACGAAGAUAGAAAACGACGAGGGUAAGCACAAAAAGAAACCAGAUAAGAAGCACAGCAAGCGCCAACUAUUCCCCGAAUGCGACGACAAUAAUGUCGAAUUUUGCGCCCCCUCUUGGCUCGAUUUUAAAUUUGAUAAGAUCGCCAUCAUGGAUUGUAUCCCAUAGAUCUUGUCUGGUUUGAAAAUUUCGGUGACCCGUUAAGAAUUGAAAAAUUUAUUUUUGAUUCAAUUUAUUGAUUUUGGUUAAUUUGCUUUCCGAGCAUAAUUAGAAAUAAAAGCUUUUUUUGUGGCUUAUGACAGAACUAUUGAUUUUUUUUUAUUUCACCCCAAUUUCUUUUUAUUUGCUUUGUUUGACAUUAUUUUUCAUCUUUGUGAUAGUAAUGUAAUUUUUGUUAGGUUUACAUUGGGAAUAAAUUUCGUCAAUUUUCUUGCUAACCGCUUCAAUAAUCAAGAAAUUUUUGACGUUUGAAGGUCAUCCGUUACAGAAAACGCUAAAAUGUGAAUAAUUUUAAAAAAAUGACCUUGACAUAGCGAAUUGAUUGAUGCACUUUUUCUCAGUGUAAAUUAGACGUUAUGAGUAUGACUGCGCCGCAAUACUUCUAGUCUCUUGCUAUAAACUAAAUUUACCUUCCUAGUGGAAGGAAAGUUUCAUCUGAAAAAAAAAACGUCUCAUAUGGAGAAGAUUAUUUUCGUAAAUUAGUUAUAUUAAAUCGGUACCAAAAACUAUGGACGACACUUUAAGUGUCCCAGAACUUUGUUAUAUUAGCUUUACGCCCAGUUUUUUCUUGUACUAGUUUGUGAAAUAGCGAUUGUCCAGUUCCGCCAUUGAUCGGCAUAAAUGGGUUUGU